Pantherophis guttatus is the source of this 1017-nucleotide messenger RNA. Its product is annotated as serum amyloid P-component-like. Gene Ontology annotation, biological process: innate immune response. Gene Ontology annotation, molecular function: complement component C1q complex binding. Lineage: Eukaryota; Metazoa; Chordata; Lepidosauria; Squamata; Colubridae. The record is from RefSeq and is a predicted model, not a curated record.
AGACACGUAAGACAGGUUGUCGCCACUCGAGAAGCUGAUUUGGUCCUUCAAGGAGGACACCUCUCCUCAUCCAAGGAUAUUCGGAACGAGAGGACCUGCCCAGAGUUCCUGCAACCAUCUGGUUCCUCCAUCGUCCACCAAGAUGGCCAUCCUUCUUUCCCUGCUUGUUAUCCUCGCCUGUCUGUCGGGAUCCUUCGGCGAAGAAGAUCUCCAGAAGAAAGUCUUCGUUUUCCCGGCAGCUUCUCGCAAGGCCUUCGUGCGUCUGAACGUCCAUCUUCCGCAGCCCCUGACCAGCCUCUCCGUCUGCCUGAAACACCACUGCCCGCUUUUGCGCCCUUAUUCCCUCUUCUCUUACGCCACCCGGUCCAGCGACAACGAUUUCCUGAUUUUUAAGGAAGAGCCCAAUGUCUAUUCGAUUAGCGUCGGCGGCUCAGACGUACGUUUCAAGAUCCCUAGGCAAGAUAUUCCCCGUUGGGAGCACAUCUGUGUCUCUUGGGACUCCAGAAAUGGGUUGAUUUAUUUUUGGCUCGACGGAGUUCUCCUGCCCCGCUUGGGAACCAAAAGGGGUCACAAAAUCAGCCACCAGGCAUCCAUCAUCUUGGGGCAGGACCAGGAUACCUUCGGAGGGGGCUUUGACAUCUACCAAUCCUUUAUGGGGGACAUGUCGGAGGUCAACAUGUGGCCUCGAGUGUUGACCACCGAUGACGUUCGGUUGCUUAUGAAAGACGACACCGUACCAAAUCCUCUGGCCAGCUGGAAUGCUUUUAAUUACACAAUUCAAGAUUAUGUGGUCGUGACGGAUGAAGUGCCUUAGCUGUCUCCAAAAGGAAGACCCGCGUUUGAAAGAAAGAAAAAAAGAAAGGAAAGGAAAGGGAAAAAAAAGAAAUGCGUAGUUUUUAGUGUAUUGCAAAUUUGAAGUAGACAGCGAUUGAUCGGUAGAUCCUCCGCGCGUGAAAAAAAUCACUUGCGGGCAUUCGAAUCUCCUCGCAAUAAAAAUAAGCCGCUUGUUCACGAUAA